ACUCCAUCGUCUCUCUCUCUCUCUCUUUAUCUAUUUGCUUGAAUCGUUUUCAUGGUGGUGAAAUUCAUGAGAGCUUAGCUAGUAAAUUUUUGUCUCGUAACAUUAUUAUAAUGUUCUUGUUCCUCUGGCUGUUUGUGAUAAAUUAUUAAAUAAUACAUAUGUAUGUAUGGAUGUAUCUAUCGGUCGUUCUUAUUGGUUUAUCUAUCGUAGAAUCGCUGGGAAAAUUCCUUAAUUGUUCUCAUGAAAUUGUUUUUUAAGAAAUCUUCAGUCAAACUUGGUUUCUUCUUCUUCUUCUUCUUGUUCUAAUUUCAGUAUUCAUCUGAAGGAUUUUGAGAUGGUAUUUUGAAGUUUGAGACAAAUUUUGAGCAAUCUCUCGGGUCUUGUUUGCUAAGUGGAUUUCGCUCUUUUUGUUCGUUUGUUGUUGUUGCUGUCAGAUCCAAAAAUUAAGAGGCUGUAAAGGCUUUGACUCAGUGAUUUGACAAAAGGGAAGAAGAUAACGAAAGGUUGGGAGAAAAAAGGUCCAUCAAGUGAUUGGAUUUUGAGAUGAUAGGUAUCUACUUGGUCACUUUUGCUUUACCAGCACCAAAUUAUUAGUUUAUUAUUGGGAGAUUUUGGGAUCUUGGAGUUGAAUCCUUUGGGGAAUCAGAAUCGUCUUGGUGUGGUGGGUUUGUGUACUGUGCUCUAAAGUUUCUUGUGAUUCAUUGGAGAGAAGGUCUUGUCAUCUCGGUGGGUUUUGUUUUCAUCUGCAAGGUCUUACUGGAAUGACUAUUCGAGGAGACAGUCUUUGGUUCUUGUCUUGAUUCAAACUUGGUGGGGGCAGCUAAAUAAUGCAAAGCUAAAAUCGUGGUAUCUUCCAGAAUCUUGUGAGCCUAUCUCUCUCCAAGAAAGUACAAUUUCUCUGAGCAUCGUGUUAUAAAGAGAAACAAAAAGAGGGUCAAGAAAAUUUCUUGCAUUCUCUUCUCUUCUCUUCUAUCUUCUCUUCGUUCUCUCUCUCUCUGGAAUUGCAUUCUUAAAUGAGUCGAGUACAGAAGCGAGGGAAGCAGGAAAAGCCUGUGUCUGAUGGGGCUGAAAAGGUUAUCGUGGCUGUUAAAGCGUCUAGGGAGAUUCCAAAGACAGCCUUGAUUUGGGCUUUGACUCAUGUUGUUCAGCCUGGGGAUUGCAUAACGCUGAUUGUUGUUGUCCCUUCUCAGAAUUCCGGAAGAAAACUUUGGGGUUUCACUAAAAGCUUUCCUAUGUUUGCUGGGGAUUGUGCAAGUGGUCAUCGGAAAUCACAUUCUGAAGCACUACCAGAGAUCAAGAGUGAUCUCACUGACACUUGUUCCCAAAUGAUUCUCCAGCUUCAUGAUGUUUAUGAUCCGAAUAAGAUAAAUGUCAAGAUUAAGAUUGUUUCUGGAUCACCCUGCGGAGCAGUUGCUGCUGAGUCGAAGAAAGCGCAAGCAAAUUGGGUAGUACUGGACAAACACCUCAAGCACGAAGAGAAACGGUGUAUGGAUGAAUUGCAGUGUAACAUUGUGGUGAUGAAGCGUUCUCAGGCAAAAGUUCUGCGCUUGAAUUUGGUUGGAUCACCGAAGAAGGAUACUGAAAAGGAGUCUCUUUUACCAACUGGACAAGAAGCAGCAUCUGAACAACACACAAAGAACACAAAAGGAUCAUUAGAUUCUGAUAGAGGACUACCUGUAACUCCUACUAGCAGCCCUGAGCUGGGGACACCAUUCACAAGUACAGAAGCUGGGACUUCGUCAGUGUCGAGCUCUGACCCGGGAACUUCACCGUUUUUCACUUUGGGGAUGAGUGGAUACAUGAAGAAGGAUGGGGCAUUGGUCAUCAAGGAGAAUGAUGAUUCCGGCUCUGAAACAGAGAGCGAAAAUCAAUCACUAGCGUCGACUAGUAUGAGAUUCCAGCCAUGGAUAUCAGAAUAUAUUGGCACCCAUCGCCAUUCAUCGCAGGAGUCCGAGGAAAGCUUAUGGAAAAAUGAUGAUAGGGCUCAAAUAUCCACUACAAAGGCUUUGCUAGAGAAGUUCUCUAAACUGGAUGUAGAAGCUGGGUUGUCAUCUAGUCGAAGAAUUGAUCUGGAGUUUAGUGGAAACGUAAGAGAUGCAAUAUCGCUCUCUCGAAAUGCUCCUCCUGGCCCGCCUCCUCUCUGUUCUAUCUGCCAGCACAAGGCGCCAGUAUUUGGGAAACCUCCAAGGCUGUUUUCAUACGCCGAGUUAGAGCUUGCAACUGGUGGGUUUUCACAGGCUAACUUUUUGGCUGAGGGUGGAUAUGGAUCUGUUCAUCGGGGUGUACUACCGGAAGGCCAGGUAGUUGCAGUGAAGCAACACAAACUGGCCAGUUCUCAAGGAGAUGUAGAGUUUUGCUCCGAAGUGGAAGUUCUCAGCUGUGCUCAGCACAGAAACGUAGUUAUGCUAAUUGGUUUCUGCAUUGAAGACAGCAGACGGCUCUUGGUCUAUGAAUACAUAUGCAAUGGUUCACUUGACUCCCAUUUAUACGGUCGCCAAAGGGAAACACUGGAAUGGCCAGCACGGCAAAAGAUUGCUGUUGGAGCUGCAAGAGGUCUUCGGUAUCUUCACGAAGAGUGCAGAGUUGGCUGUAUUGUCCACAGAGACAUGCGUCCUAACAACAUCCUCAUCACUCAUGAUAAUGAGCCUCUGGUUGGAGAUUUUGGCCUAGCGAGAUGGCAGCCUGAUGGGGAACUGGGUGUAGAAACACGAGUGAUAGGAACGUUCGGAUAUUUAGCUCCAGAAUAUGCUCAAAGCGGGCAGAUCACAGAAAAAGCGGAUGUCUACUCGUUCGGGGUUGUUCUAGUUGAGCUAGUAACUGGCCGCAAAGCCAUUGAUAUCUCCAGGCCGAAAGGCCAGCAAUGCCUCACUGAAUGGGCACGUCCGCUACUGGAAGAAUAUGCGGUAGAAGAACUUGUAGAUCCGAGGCUUGGGAACCGUUAUGUAGAGAGUGAGGUCAUUUGUAUGCUUCAUGCAGCUUCGUUGUGCAUACGUAGAGAUCCACAUUUGAGGCCACGCAUGUCUCAGGUGUUGCGUAUACUGGAAGGAGAUAUGAUAAUGGAUGGGAACUACGGAUCAACUCCGGGUUCAGAGACAGGCAACAGAAGCGGGCGGUUCUGGGCUGAUCAUUACAGUGGUCAGCUAACCAAUGAUGGGUCGGAUAGGUUCAGUGAAAGGCUGUCAACUGAAACGCCAAGACUAGCUCUACGGGAGAGGGAAAGAGGUCAGAGAUUGGAACUAAGCCACAUUAAGCAUUACUAAGAUUAAGAAAAUCAUAACUGUCUUAUGAAAAAGUGUAGUUGAUAGGGUAUUAAGUAAAGUCCCCUGUUUUAAGUAAUGUGGUUCAAAGCUGACAAGAAAGCUUUUUUGACCUUUUUUGGUUGUAUAGUGGGUAAGAUGCUAAAAUAUGAUAUUAAGGGAUUUUAAAA
Eutrema salsugineum is the source of this 3427-nucleotide messenger RNA. RefSeq names its product inactive protein kinase SELMODRAFT_444075. The coding region runs from base 1014 to 3260 and encodes 748 amino acids. The record is from RefSeq and is a predicted model, not a curated record. Lineage: Eukaryota; Viridiplantae; Streptophyta; Magnoliopsida; Brassicales; Brassicaceae. The transcript has 10 exons. Gene Ontology annotation, molecular function: ATP binding; protein kinase activity. Gene Ontology annotation, biological process: protein phosphorylation.